CUACGUCAGUGACACAGGGCGGUACUGAAUGGGUUGUGGGAAAGGAAGGGCCCCUCAUCUGGCUUUACAAGGUUGUGGGUAAAAAAUUUAUUAUUAUUAUUAUUUUUUUAAACUAAGUUUGUGUGUAUGUUUGGUUAGCUACGAUGUUUCAGGACACAUGAGCAGUGGACCACUGCGUGGACGGACUGCGGGGGAGCGAUCGGCCCUAAAGGGGAGCAAACAUCCAUCGGCUGCGCGGCGCAGGCUAGCAGCGGUGCGGGUCGCGGGAUCCCGCAGCAGCAGGAGGCUGAGAGUCCUGCCCAUCGUGUGAGCCAUGGGCUUCCGAAAGAAGAACAAGAGCCCACCGGUGCUCAGCCACGAGUUUGUUAUCCAGAACCACGCCGACAUGGUGUCAUGUCUGGCUAUGAUCAUCCUCCUGGGCCUGAUGUUUGAGGUCACAGCAAAGUUUUCCAUCAUGUUCAUCACAGUCCAGUACAACGUCACACAAGUUCUUGAUGAAAAGAAUGAUCUAGUGAACCUUUACCAGUAUGGACCUAAAGAUGUGGCCACUGUGUUUUUUUACCUUCUAAUUGUCGUCAUCCUUCAUGCCCUGAUACAAGAGUAUAUUCUUGAUAAAAUGAACAGAAGGCUGCAUCUGUCAAAGACCAAACACAGCAAGUUCAAUGAAUCAGGGCAACUAGCAGCAUUUUACCUGUUCUCCUUCAUUUGGGGCUGCGGCAUCUUGACAGCGGAGGACUUUGCAAAAAAUCCCACUUUCCUAUGGGAGGGUUAUCCACACACUCACAUGGUUUUUCAGGUCAAGUUUUUCUACAUUUGCCAAAUUGCCUAUUGGCUCCAUGCACUCCCUGAGCUGUACUUUCAAAAAGUACGCAAGGAGGAUAUCCCCCGCCAACUCUACUACAUUUGCCUUUAUGUUGUUCACAUCACUGGUGCCUACAUCUUAAACCUCCACCGACUCGGUGUCGUCUUGUUGGUCCCUCACUACUUGGUGGAGCUCCUGUUUCACGCCUCACGCCUCUUCUACUUCAGUGAUGAGAACAAGCAGAAAGGUUUCACUCUGUGGGCUUUGCUUUUUGUCAUCGCUCGCCUCCUCACGCUCACUCUUUCAGUCCUGACAUUUGGCUUUGGGUUGCCCCGGACAGAAAACCAAGGCUUUUCUCUUGUGGAAGGCAACUUUAAUGUACUCACCAUAAGGAUGGCAUGUUUGGCAGCCAUCUGCCUGACUCAGGCUUGGAUGAUGUGGAAGUUCAUCAAUUUCCAGUUGAAGAAGUGGAGAGAAAACACCCAGAUCCAGGCCUCAAAGAAGAAGACAGCCAGCCCAAAGAGCAAACCUCACAAAAGGGAGCUUACAAGAGCUGGAGCUGCCAAUGGAAUUGUGAAGCCUGAUGAUAAAACAUCACCACGGGCGAGAAGAGUUAAAAACUCAUAACAACGGCGAAGUUGAGAAAAAGAUGGCAUGGUGACAUACUCUAUGUUCUAUAUACCACUGAGCACCGUGUCUACUGCGUUCGAAACAAAAUCACAAGGAAACCCCACAUCUUUGGUAUUGAGAUUCCCUUUGUGAGACACACUGCGAGUUCUUAACUUGGUUCUCUUGCUAUUGGAGCUUGGCAAGACAGAGUUGGGUCCGAUGCUUUAAACUGAACCGAUUUCACUCUUCAAAAAAGUGUCCUUUUGUGUACAACCAUGAUCCUACGUUGAGUUGUUUUCCACUGUUAUGACAUGGAAUUAAUCCACAUUUUGGUUCUUUAAAAUGCAACUUAAUGUGAAGUUUUAAUUUACAUGUAAACUGUACAAGGUUGAUUGGUUGUUUGAUUAUUUGUUUAGUUGUUUGUCAUAUUUUUGUUUGGGCCUUAAUUAGUUAAACUGACCAAACAGGCUGCUGAGUCAUGUCCCAAAAGCCUUUAUUGCACAGCACUACAAUUUUUUUUUUUUUUGGUGUUUUUUGUUUGUUUGUUUGUUUUUCAGGAAAAAACACAUCCCUAUUAAUCACUGUGUAUAGUAGUAAUGUUAUUUAGGUACUGUGUUAAAGUUGUGAGGUAAUGAUAAUUUAUUGCAAUUAUGAUGGCCAGUGCCUUUGAAAUCCAACGCCGUAUUGAGGCAUUUUUUCUCAUUUUAUGUAAUCCUCACUCACCUGGUUCUCAGCUUCACCCUGCUCAAGGGGACUCUCCACAUGUGGAAACUGUGCCAGAACCUCUGAGGCUUUAACGUAUGCAUACAGUUAAAUCCGACUAUCAGCAUGAGUAGACACUUGAGCAUGAAGGCUGCAACUCAGUGUUUUUGUAUGGUAACGUUGUCAAUGCAUGGUAGUUUGAACACACUGGCUAACGCCUACCUGUGCUAUUGAGUUUGCUACUCUCUCUCUCUCUCUCUCUCUCUCUCUCUCUCUCUCUCUCUCUCUCUCUCUCUCUCUCUCACACACACACACACACACAGACAGAAGCAUUCAGUGGCCUUUUUACAACUGCUGCAAGAGGGUUAUUUAUUUUUAUCACAGACUAUUGAUGGUUAUUGUAACCAGCAAACACAGCGGUACAUAGCAACUGUGGUCAGUUAUUCCAAACAAUACAAUCCUUCUUCAAGUGUCCUUAUAAUGUCAGUGGGCCGUAUCACUUGUUCUGCUUGUGUUUGUUUUGUCUGCAUUCUCAUUUUUUCCUUUUACAUUUUGGUGCCUCAAAGCAUAAACUGUUCCCCAGCUUACAUCCUGUGGUGCAAUGGGAGGUGUGUCUUUGUGUGUUCUGCUUAUUGUAGAUGUGUGUGAAUCAACUUGGCCUGAAUUAGGUUGACGACAAAUCUGUUUGUCUUUCUGUAACUUGUCUGUUGAAGAAAAAAAUGACAGCCUGUGUGCAGUGCAUGAAUUGUAAGAAUAUGUCAAUUAAAUCCUGCCUCAUCUGGUCCCCUGCAAACUUUAAAGAAUGCCUGUUACACAUUUCUGCGUGUAAAAGGCUGAGUUGCAAAAGUUGCAGUUGCUAAAUGUUUGUGUUUGCACACCCCCAGAUAACGUUCCCUUUUUUUUGAGUGCCUGUGAUUGUGUUUAGCUGCUAGGUAUCACUCCAAUGGUCCUGCCUGUUGGACCUUAUCUUUCCUCUCCUGGACCAUUGGAUCUGUGAAGAGAAAGAAUUCAGAGUUUGUUUGGAGUCUCAGUAUAGAAACAAAACAGGGAAGAAAUAAAAAUGCCAAUCCUG
Molecule: messenger RNA, 3185 nt
Organism: Phyllopteryx taeniolatus (common seadragon)
Lineage: Eukaryota; Metazoa; Chordata; Actinopteri; Syngnathiformes; Syngnathidae
Product: Translocating chain-associated membrane protein 1-like 1-like
Exons: 11
Coding region: 314-1429 (371 amino acids)
Biological process (GO): SRP-dependent cotranslational protein targeting to membrane, translocation; protein insertion into ER membrane
Cellular component (GO): endoplasmic reticulum membrane
Source: RefSeq, a predicted model, not a curated record